AUGCUCAAAAUCUUGCUUGUAAAAGGGGUGAAACAUGUCUUUCUAGUUCUUACCAUAAUAGGCAUAUAUCAUUGUCUUGGAGCUGUUCUGAAAAACAUUCAUGAUUUGCUCGAAUUGAUAGUAUUCAAAGAGAAACUUGGUGCUUACGCUAAGCAUGAUCAAAUUAAAAAAGAUCUUUGUGAAGAAAACUGGAUUGUUUUAAGAGAAGUUUGGUAUUAUGAAAAUCUAUAUAAAGUUAUUCCAGAUAUUCUUUGUGAAUUGGGUCUUAUAGAAUAG
This is a messenger RNA of Racocetra persica, 276 nucleotides long. The record is from the annotation of a GenBank genome assembly. Lineage: Eukaryota; Fungi; Glomeromycota; Glomeromycetes; Diversisporales; Gigasporaceae.